Oncorhynchus nerka (sockeye salmon) is the source of this 633-nucleotide messenger RNA. Its product is annotated as coronin-2B. The record is from RefSeq and is a predicted model, not a curated record. The transcript has 4 exons. Bases 166 to 618 code for a protein of 150 amino acids. Gene Ontology annotation, molecular function: actin filament binding. Lineage: Eukaryota; Metazoa; Chordata; Actinopteri; Salmoniformes; Salmonidae.
ACGUGUUUUUAUUGGAGUUCAGGGGAAGUUUUUCCCCAUUUCACUCACUUUUCUUCAAAGAUCAGAUAUGAUCUAAGAUCAGAUCAGAACUGACAGUUGAUAUGAUUCCUUGCCCGUCCCAUCCAGAUCCUGAUCUGGAACCUGGAGAUAGGUGAGCCGGUGAAGAUGAUCGACUGUCACUCUGACGUCAUCGUGUGCAUGUCCUUCAACACAGACGGCAGCCUGCUGGCCACCAGCUGUAAAGACAAGAAGCUGCGCGUCAUCGAGCCGCGCUCCGGGAGAGUCUUACAGCACGCCAGCUGUAAGAACCACAGGGUGAACAGAGUGGUGUUUCUGGGCAACAUGAAGAGGCUGCUAACGACAGGUGUGUCCCGGUGGAACACCAGACAGAUUGCACUGUGGGAUCAGGAGGACCUGUCUAUGCCCAUGGUAGAAGAGGAAAUAGACGGUCUCUCAGGGCUGCUGUUUCCUUUCUAUGAUGCAGACACACACAUGCUGUACCUGGCAGGAAAGGGCGAUGGCAACAUCCGUUACUAUGAGAUCACCACAGAGAAGCCAUACCUGCAGUAUCUCAUGGAGUUCCGCUCCCCUGCCCCACAGAAAGGCCUUGGUAAGUGACAGACUCACCGGAGG